Trichoplusia ni (cabbage looper) is the source of this 3826-nucleotide messenger RNA. RefSeq names its product activating signal cointegrator 1 complex subunit 2. The record is from RefSeq and is a predicted model, not a curated record. NCBI's taxonomy places the organism in Eukaryota, Metazoa, Arthropoda, Insecta, Lepidoptera, Noctuidae. Gene Ontology annotation, molecular function: ubiquitin binding. Bases 395 to 2410 code for a protein of 671 amino acids. The transcript is spliced from 12 exons. Gene Ontology annotation, biological process: regulation of DNA-templated transcription.
AUUGUGAAAUACUUAGUACCUAUUCUAAGUUAUUACUAUAAAAGUCGGUGAAUUCCCCGUACACUUUUAUUCUUCCAGUUUUUCCCCCGAACGCCUUUUAAUAUGGCGGUUCCCUUAUUGAUAAACAUACUCCUACAGAAAUUGUGCAUACUGUACCUAUGGCCUUGAAUAGAUUGAUAUUAUUAAUUAUAGUUUCAUAGAGGUGUACAAGUAUUCGUCUAGAUAUAUAAUUAAGAUAUAGUCGUUUUGAAUUAAAUUGUUUCAUUGUCUGUAUUGAUUUGCUUACCUAACAUAGGAUCCAUUCUGGGUGGAGGAAAGAGAGUUCACAAUAUAUGAGAGGCCGCCCUCAGGGAGUACCAUUGUACUCGGUGCAAUAGACACAUGGAGGAACCGCAUGCAGGGGUACCUGGAUGAUGUCAAGUGGCUGCUCAGUUUGGAACAUUAUAGGUUUUGGAGCACAAUCCUCUACCAUCCACAUUGCAUGGACUCCCUCGUAUCUUUCCUACAAGAGGCUAACCCACCGUAUCUACCGCCACAUGAAUGCAAGGAUGUCCAGAAGCUGUACGAGGAUAUACGGAGAACAGUGCUGGUGGUGUUCAGUAGAUUGGUUACUAAUAAGGAAAGCAAGUCACAAUGGAUGAGCAAGGAGUUCAUGGCAGAUCUCAUAUACAAUAAGUUUAUAUUCACGAUACCGAUCGUGUGGGAUUUGUGUCUGACGUACGGAGUGGACAACGGCAGGCAUGUGGGAAGGGUGCUGGAGUGUGUGUUCGGACUGCAGCCAAGGUACGAGGGCGAUGCUGUGGCUGCAGUCGCGUUUGUUAAAGAGGCCUUCAAAUACAUAAUUCUACAAGUAAACAAAAACUACGACAGUGAUGAACCCCCGAACCUUCCGGAAACCUUCAAGGGGUUCAGUGAGAUCCGCCGCCCGCCCAACACGAAGCACCCGGACAAAAUCACAUUCGAUAUACUGAGGGACCUGGUCAUACACCUGCUGGAUACCGCUAUGACCAUGAGGAUAUUUAUAGAGGUCUACCCCAAAGGUGUCGACAUAUUUAGGAAAACGAAUUUUAUUAUUAGUAUAGUCCAGCUGUACGAGUACGGCGUCCCGCUGCUGUACGAGAAACUGGAGGAGACGGGAGACCAGACCAGCGUCGUGUUCACCGAGGUGGAGGGCCACAUCGACUGCGCCCGGGCUGAGAUCAUUGAUAUAUUGAGAGAGAUACUCGCCGUCUAUAAGAAUGCUAUCUUUAGUGGAGAGGGCAGUAUAGAAAGUCACGUGGAAGACUACCUGGCGGUGAUGAUGGACGGCCUCUCGGAGCGGCUGUUCAUCAAGGACUACCAGGCGUGCUACCCCGUGCACGACGAUCUAGAGAUAGUGCGGCAAGCAUACCCUGACAUUGACACAGUAAAGACUGACUUCAUUCUGCAAGCAAUCUACUCUAAUCUCGACGAACCAAUACCAGAGUUAAGCGCCCCACCACCCCCCACCCUGACCAACGGCCAUUCUGACGACAUCCCCACCACAACCACGGCAAAUGACGCAGAAAUACCCGACAACGUCAGAGAAGAAUCCUUGAUAAGCGAGGUCAAAGAUAUUCUCCCGCAUUUAGGGGACGGAUUUAUAUUGAAGUGCUUGCAACACUACGGGUUUAACGCGGAGAGAGUUAUUAAUAGUAUAUUGGAAGAUACUUUGGCGGAUUCUUUAAGAGGUGUAGACCAAUCCCUCCCAAUAAUCCCGGAAGACCCUUGCGAUAAGAAGUUCCUAGAGACGGGCAUACAGCGUCUGAACGUGUUCGACGGAGACCAGUUCGACAUCAUGACGCGAGAUGACGUCGACCUGUCCAAGAUACACGUCGGCAAGAGGAGGUCCAAGUACAAGGACCUGAAGGACAUGCUGGACGAUAAGACUGACGUCAAACAGAGGGAGGAUAUUUAUAGCAAGUAUAACCUGGUGUGUGACGAGGUAGAUAUGUACUCGGACGAGUACGACGACACGUACGACUCGGAGGGCGUGGCGCCCGCCGCCGACACGCCCGACGAGCGCAGGCCUUUCGUCACGCCGCGCGCGCUGCGGUGCCGACAGGACACCGAGGAGGAAUCAGAAGAAGAGUCGGGAGCUGUGGAAGAAGAGAAACCGAGCAGCAGCAGGAGUAAGAUGGACUUCUGCGUGAACCCAGAGGAGUUGCGCGCGCGCAGGGAGGCCAGCUACCUCGCCAGGAGGGGCCGCGGACACAGGCCCGCGCCUGUACCCAGGAAUACGGACGUGACAGGCAAACCCAAAGGCCAGGGUCAAGAGAAAGAAGUAAUCCACAACAGAGAUAAAAAGGAGAAGCACAAGUCGGCGCGAGCCAACCACAACCGCCGCCAGGGGGCGCAGUACAAGCGCAGUCAGGGGAUGAUGCCCUCUUAACACCCUUAGGGGGCAUGGGGGCGCGAGGGAUGGGGGCUAAAGACGUCAGUUUAUGUGGCCUCUUAACAUGCCUAGGGGUUUACGGGGGCUAAAGACGCCAGUCUAACGGGGGUCUAAAAACUACGGCCAGUUUCGGAUCUUGAUACGUAUAUAGAAUUUAUUAAUUUAUAUUGUAGAGCCAGGCUCAGAAUAACGUAUGAACAUGGGUAAGACAAGAUUGGCAGAAUUAGGUAUUGAUUGAUGCCGUCUUAAAAAUCCUCAAGUUUAUUAGGGAAGGCAAAAACAUCAGUUUAAUGGGGGUCUUUAAACGUGCGCCCUCGUUUAGAAAGGAUAAUGUCCAUUGCUUACAGUCUGACUGGGAAUAUUAUACUGUAAUUAUCCGUAAUGUAUUUAUUGGCAAUUAUCUUAAAAUUAUAAACCAGUGUAUAUAUUUAUAUUUUUAUACAGUAGAAAGGCAGCGACAUUAACUUUUUAUACUUAUAAUAAAAAAGAUAAGUCGUUAGAAAAAGCUACUGUAAGCUCGCUAGAUACAAUAAACUUGGUAAUCUAAAAUCCAUAUGAAAUUUUGUAAAAAAACAUAAAAAUAUUUAAAAUAAAAAAGUUACUGAAUUAUUUCAAUUUACCAACUGGUAAAUAUCGAACGGAUACGACGAAGUAUUUUACUUCGAAUUUUCAUUUUAGGUAAUUAAUUAUUUAUUACUUUAAAUAUUUCAAUUGUAACAGCUAUGGAAUAACUAUAUUGUAUAAGGCCCGAAGCAGAUAAAAUAGAUCAUGCCGUUCAGAAAAGAAAUUAAAAAUAUGGUCGUUUUUGUAAACUUUUAACCACGUUACUUUAACUUUUGUAAUCAUGUUUGUCUCGUUAAAGUCGUAUAUAAAGUUGAUCUUGUAUUUUAUUUACGUUUGUAAUAUUAUAUUUCAAAUUAUACGUGCCAGUCACGUAGUUAUGUGUAAAGUGAGAUCAGUUUUUAAUUAUUAUCUGCCUAGAUACAACAUUUCAAUGGUAUGUUUAUCUCUGAAAAAAAAAUAUGAACUGUCAAAUUGUAAACUGAAUUAAUUGUUGUAAAACUCUUUCGAGACUUAAACGGUUUGAAUCAAAAUACAAAAUGAGUUGAUUUUUGUUUGUCUCAAAACAAUUUGUGUUAAAAUCAAAGGAUAAUCAAUGCCUGUCCAACGAUAGUCAAACGGUUUGAUGUCGAUGGCCGUUUAGAGCUAUGUCCAGUCCAUAUUACUGCCAGUAGAAAACUUUCUGUUACAUUAUAAACUAGCAGAAACAGUGCUACGUGAUAUAUAAUGAAGUCUUAACGAAAGCCCACGUGAUUCGAAUUUGUGAUUAGUGUAACAAUAUGUAAAGGUAUUGUAACUUUAACUAUGUCUAGUGUUUUGUUAUUUAUAUUCACAAUGAAGUUUUAUUUAUUA